This is a messenger RNA of Geosmithia morbida, 3471 nucleotides long. RefSeq names its product pyruvate carboxylase. Gene Ontology annotation, biological process: pyruvate metabolic process; gluconeogenesis. The record is from RefSeq and is a predicted model, not a curated record. Bases 1 to 3471 code for a protein of 1156 amino acids. The transcript is spliced from 6 exons. NCBI's taxonomy places the organism in Eukaryota, Fungi, Ascomycota, Sordariomycetes, Hypocreales, Bionectriaceae. Gene Ontology annotation, molecular function: pyruvate carboxylase activity; ATP binding; metal ion binding. Gene Ontology annotation, cellular component: cytoplasm.
AUGGCCUCGGUGCCGCAGCAGCCUCUUACCUUUCAUGAUGUUUUCGAAGACGACGACGAUGUCGAGGAGCAGGGCGCCCCUACCGUCCACCGCAUCCGCGCCAACUCGAGCAUCAUGCAGGUGAAGAAGAUUCUUGAGGCCGACGAAGCCUACGUCAUCGGAAAGCGUGGCCAGUACACCCCCGUCGGCGCCUACCUCGCCGGCGACGAAAUCAUCAAGAUUGCCGUCGAGCAUGGCGCCCAGAUGAUCCACCCCGGUUACGGAUUCCUGUCUGAGAAUGCCGACUUUGCCCGCGCCGUCGAGAAGGCCGGCCUCAUUUUCAUCGGACCUUCUGCCGAGACCAUCGACGCCCUCGGUGACAAGGUGUCGGCCCGUAAUCUCGCCCUCGCCGCCAAUGUCCCCGUCGUCCCCGGUACCAAGGGCGCCGUCGCCACCUACGAGGAGGUCAAGGACUUCACCGACCAGUAUGGCUUCCCCGUCAUCAUCAAGGCCGCCUUCGGCGGCGGUGGCCGCGGUAUGCGUGUCGUCCGCGAUCCCGCGUCGCUGAAGGAGAGCUUCGAGCGUGCCACAUCCGAGGCCAAGUCGUCCUUUGGCAACGGGACCGUCUUUGUCGAGCGCUUCCUCGACAAGCCCAAGCACAUCGAGGUCCAGCUGCUGGGCGACAACCACGGCAACAUCGUCCACCUGUACGAGCGUGACUGCUCCGUACAGCGCCGCCACCAGAAGGUCGUCGAGAUUGCGCCCGCCAAGGACCUGCCCGCCGAGACCAGGGAUGCCAUCCUGGCCGACGCCGUCAAGCUGGCCAAGGCGGCCAGCUACCGCAACGCCGGUACCGCCGAGUUCCUCGUCGACCAGCAGAACCGCUACUACUUCAUCGAGAUCAACCCCCGCAUCCAGGUCGAGCACACCAUCACCGAGGAGAUCACCGGCAUCGACAUCGUCGCCGCCCAGAUCCAGAUUGCCGCCGGCGCCACCCUGGCCCAGCUAGGCCUGACCCAGGACCACAUCUCCACCCGCGGCUACGCCAUCCAGUGCCGCAUCACCACCGAGGACCCGGCCAGCGGCUUCUCCCCCGACACGGGCAAGAUUGAGGUCUACCGCUCCGCCGGCGGCAACGGCGUCCGUCUGGACGGCGGCAACGGCUUCGCCGGCGCCGUCAUCACCCCCUACUACGACUCCAUGCUCGUCAAGUGCACCUGCCACGGCUCCACGUACGAGAUUGCCCGCCGCAAGGUCCUCCGUGCCCUCAUCGAGUUCCGCGUCAGGGGUGUCAAGACCAACAUCCCCUUCCUGGCCUCGCUGCUGACCCACCCGACCUUCAUCGACGGCAACUGCUGGACCACCUUCAUCGACGACACGCCCCAGCUCUUUGACCUGGUCGGCAGCCAGAACCGGGCCCAGAAGCUGCUGGCCUACCUGGGCGACGUCGCCGUCAACGGCAGCAGCAUCAAGGGCCAGAUCGGCGAGCCCAAGCUCAGGACGGACAUCAUCAUCCCCGACGUCUUCAGGUCCGACGGCACCAAGGUGGACGUCUCGGAGCCCUGCAAGGUCGGGUGGCGCAACAUCCUGGUCGAGAAGGGACCCAAGGCCUUCGCCAGGGCCGUCCGCGAGAACAAGGGCUGCCUGCUGAUGGACACGACCUGGCGCGACGCCCACCAGUCGCUGCUGGCCACGCGCGUCCGCACCGUCGACCUGCUCAACAUCGCCAAGGAGACGAGCCACGCCCUGUCUAACCUGUACAGCCUCGAGUGCUGGGGCGGCGCCACGUUCGACGUCGCCAUGCGCUUCCUCUACGAGGACCCGUGGGACCGUCUGCGCCGCAUGCGCAAGCUCAUCCCCAACAUCCCCUUCCAGAUGCUCCUGCGCGGCGCCAACGGCGUCGCCUACUCGUCCCUGCCCGACAACGCCAUCGAGCACUUCUGCGAGCAGGCCAAGAAGAACGGCGUCGACAUCUUCCGCAUCUUCGACGCCCUCAACGACAUCGACCAGCUCGAGGUCGGUAUCAAGGCCGUCCACAGGGCCGGCGCCGUCGUCGAGGGUACCGUCUGCUACAGCGGUGAUAUGCUGAACCCCUCCAAAAAGUACAACCUCCCUUACUACCUCGAUCUCGUCGACAAGCUCGUCGCCCUCGACAUCCACGUCCUCGGCAUCAAGGACAUGGCCGGUGUCCUCAAGCCCCACGCCGCCACCCUCCUCGUCGGCUCGAUCCGCAAAAAGUACCCGGACCUGCCCAUCCACGUCCACACCCACGACUCGGCCGGUACCGGUGUGGCUUCGAUGGUGGCCUGCGCCCAGGCAGGAGCGGACGUGGUCGACGCCGCCACCGACAGCCUGUCGGGCAUGACGUCGCAGCCCAGCAUCAACGCCAUCCUGGCGUCGCUCGAGGGCUCCGACCACCACCCCGGUCUGGACCCCCACCAGGUCCGGGCCCUGGACACGUACUGGUCGCAGCUGCGGCUGCUGUACUCGCCGUUCGAGGCGCACCUGGCCGGCCCCGACCCCGAGGUGUACGAGCACGAGAUCCCGGGCGGCCAGCUGACCAACAUGAUGUUCCAGGCCUCCCAGCUCGGCCUGGGCUCGCAGUGGCAGGAGACCAAGAAGGCGUACGAGCACGCCAACGAGCUCCUGGGCGACAUCGUCAAGGUGACGCCGACGUCCAAGGUGGUCGGCGACCUGGCGCAGUUCAUGGUGUCCAACGGCCUGGGGCCCGAGGACGUCAAGGCGCGGGCGUCGGAGCUCGACUUCCCCGGAUCGGUGCUCGAGUUCCUGGAGGGCAUGAUGGGCCAGCCCUACGGCGGCUUCCCCGAGCCGCUGCGCAGCGACGCCCUCCGCGGCCGGCGCAAGCUGGACAAGCGUCCCGGCCUCUCGCUGGAGCCGGUGGACCUGGGGCAGAUCAAGCGCGACCUGAUCAAGAAGUUCGGCGCGCCCAUCACGGAGUGCGACGUGGCGUCGUACGUCAUGUACCCCAAGGUGUUUGAGGACUACAAGAAGUUUGUGCAGCAGUACGGCGACCUGUCGGUCCUCCCGACGCGCUACUUCCUCUCCAGGCCCGAGAUCGGCGAGGAGUUCAACGUGGAGCUGGAGAAGGGCAAGGUGCUGAUCCUCAAGCUCCUGGCCGUCGGACCGCUCAGCGAGAACACGGGCCAGCGCGAGGUCUUCUUCGAGAUGAACGGAGAGGUCCGUCAGGUGGCCGUCAUGGACUCCAAGGCUGCCGUGGAGAAUGUGAGCAGGCCCAAGGCCGACGCGACCGACUCCAGCCAGGUCGGCGCUCCGAUGUCCGGUGUCUUGGUGGAGCUGCGCGUGCACGAGGGUACGGACGUUAAGAAGGGCGACCCUCUUGCGGUCUUGUCUGCCAUGAAGAUGGAAAUGGUCAUCUCUGCCCCUCACAGCGGCAAGGUCGACAACCUCCAAGUCAGGGAGGGAGACUCUGUGGAUGGAUCGGACCUGGUGUGCAGGAUCAUCAAGGCAUAA